This is a messenger RNA of Budorcas taxicolor (takin), 794 nucleotides long. It is a transcript of the gene METTL26, whose product is annotated as methyltransferase like 26. The transcript has 6 exons. The record is from RefSeq and is a predicted model, not a curated record. The coding region runs from base 36 to 650 and encodes 204 amino acids. Lineage: Eukaryota; Metazoa; Chordata; Mammalia; Artiodactyla; Bovidae.
AAUUCGCAAAGGCGCUCUCCGCGGGGAUUGGGAAGAUGCUGGUUGCGGAGGCCGCCGAGCGGAACAAGGAGCCCAUCCUGCAGGUGUUGCGGCAGUACGUGGACUCAGCCCAGCGCGGCGUCCGAGUGCUGGAAGUGGCCUCGGGCUCGGGCCAGCACACAGCCCACUUCGCGCGAGCCUUCCCCUAUGCGGAGUGGCAGCCGUCCGACGUGGACCAGCGCUGCCUGGACAGCAUCUUGGCCACCACUCAGGCCCACGGGCUGCCCAACGUGAAGGCCCCGAUGUAUCUGGACGUGACCUGGGACUGGAAGCAGUGGGGCGGGAUCUUGCCGCAGUCGCUGGACCUGCUGCUCUGCAUCAACAUGAGCCACAUCAGCCCCCUGAGUUGCACCGAGGGCCUGUUCAGAGCAGCAGGACACCUGCUCAAACCCAAGGCUGUGCUCAUCACCUAUGGGCCCUAUGCUGUCAAUGGGAAGAUUUCUCCCCAAAGUAAUGUGGAUUUUGACCUGAUUCUCAGAUGCAGGAACCCUGAAUGGGGGCUGCGGGACACCUCCCUUCUCAAGGACCUGGGCCAGGCCAGUGGCCUGCUCCUGGAGAGGAUGGUGGACAUGCCAGCCAACAACAAGUGCCUAAUUUUCCAGAAACAGUAACUCCCUCUUCCGCGAUGCCUGUGUCCCUGGACAAAGCCCCUGCGGCCCUGGGCCAGACUGUGGGGCGUGGCCCUCCCCAGACUGGGGAUUCUUGACCAGUGGCCAACAGGGCUGCUGAGAACCUGAGAAUAAAGUCUUUCUUGC